This is a messenger RNA of Monodelphis domestica (gray short-tailed opossum), 4444 nucleotides long. It is a transcript of the gene RNF182, whose product is annotated as ring finger protein 182. NCBI's taxonomy places the organism in Eukaryota, Metazoa, Chordata, Mammalia, Didelphimorphia, Didelphidae. The record is from RefSeq and is a predicted model, not a curated record. Gene Ontology annotation, molecular function: ubiquitin-protein transferase activity. Gene Ontology annotation, cellular component: cytoplasm. Gene Ontology annotation, biological process: protein ubiquitination.
AGGGUGUCUGGCAGGUGCGGAGAGCUAGCGGUGUCCUUCCCUUCUCCUCUGAGGACUGAAGCUUGUUGCAGCACACGGUCAGUUCUUGGCAAGAGACCUGGUCAGUGCUCAAAGCUGAUACUUAGUAGUCAGAACCAGUAACGUAGCUGAGGCAUCAGCUGAGAUGUACAAUAUAGUCUCAAAGUUGUAGCCCAGUGAACGGGGUGACGUGUUCCCAAUAUAAAAUCAGAAAUAAAGUCACAUUUUCUUCCUUUCUAGUCUGGGGUAAAAGUGCCCAUCAAGAUUGACUGUUAGCAGGGCAAAGAUAAGACUUGGAUGAGAGCGGUCAAGGAGGAACUAUCAGCCCCGUCAAAGUGUGGUAGAGGGGAGGAGGUGCUUCUUGGCAGCAUCUAGACUUGUGGCAGAAGAAAUAGGAGCGCUUAGCCAGCUUCUCAACACUUCUCCCUCACCUCGCCAAGGACUCUUGGAUUUCGGCAGAAACCAAGUGGAUUGCCAUUUGUUGCAGCUAGGGCAGGGGGAGGGGGGCGGCUCCCACUGGUCCCCGAGAACUGAAAGGAAGGGCAUUUGGUGGUGGGGCUCUGAGAAUGUUUCAUUUGGAGGAGCAAAGGAUGGAUUUCCAAGGAUGCAAGGAAAGUCCAGUGAUUGGAGGGAAGACAUUUCUUACAAGGCACCUGGUGUGAUGUCUUUUUGCAUACUGCAGGAGCUUAAUAAGUGCAUUCGAUUACAUUCCCUGUCCCUAAUUGUGGAGUGGAAGAAGUGAAAGCCGGGUGCCUAAGGAGGAGGGGAAUUAGGGGUCUCUGCUACCCAGACUUUGUGGCAGGUAGAGUCUAUUCCAAAGGAGACUGAAGAAGUGUAAGGCGGUAGUGGAACCCAGGGUACUACUGAAGACACGUAUGCACACCGGUGGGAGAACAGAAGCGUGCUGGGGAGUGGGGGUGAGAGGGGAGUGACAGCCUAACCGAGUCGAGGCCGGGGCGCAGGGUCCCGGCGUCUCGGGCCCUCGGAGUCCCCGCGGCAGCCUCUGCCCGCCGCCAGUUGUCAUGGUGACUGCUGGAUCAGCCGCUGCUCGCGGGAGUAACAAAGCAGCCUGCUUCUCCUCUCCCGGGCUCCGCCUCCUGCUUCCACUUCCAACCCCCCAGCUUCGGACUGCAGCCGCGGGAUCAGGCAGCGGGCACUUCAGGCUGCAGCUGCGCCGCCCCUAUGGCCACAGCCGCGGCCACUGCCAUACAAGCCAGAUCUAAUUGUUACUAACUGGAAUUAUUCGUUAGUAGGAUUGGUCAUUACCUGAAAAAUCAGAGCACAAUUCGAUUUUGACUCUCCAUGUUGCCUUUUUCCAUAUGAGUCCAGGCAACAAAAUCACAUGCAGAAGCUGAGAAUGAAUGUGCCUAUCCUGCUUGAUUUGAAUGGUAUGAUCCUCGCAGGGAUCCCCUAAACAUCCCUAAGAGAAACCCUGCUGGUGGAAGAGGCCAUAGAAGACAGCCCAAAGAUGACCAGCCAGCCUCUAGAGGAUACUGCUGAGUCCCCUGUCUCGGAUGAACUUGAGUGUAAGAUUUGCUAUAACCGCUACAACCUGAGGCAGAGAAAGCCCAAAGUGCUGGAGUGCUGUCAUCGAGUUUGUGCCAAAUGCCUUUACAAGAUCAUUGACUUUGGAGACUCCCCACAGGGCGUCAUCGUGUGUCCUUUCUGUAGGUUUGAGACCUGCCUACCUGAUGAUGAGGUUAAUAGCCUCCCUGAUGACAACAACAUCCUUGUGAACUUGACUUGUGCGGGAAAGGGGAAGAAAUGCCUGCCAGACAAUCCCACAGAGCUAUUGCUGACCCCCAAAAGGCUGGCCUCCCUGGUCAGUCCUUCCCACACUUCCUCCAACUGCCUGGUGAUCACCAUCAUGGAGGUACAAAGAGAGAGCCCACAGUCUCUGAGCUCAACACCUGUUGUGGAGUUUUACAGACCCACCAGCUUUGACUCUGUUGCUACUGUGUCUCACAACUGGACUGUGUGGAACUGCACGUCUCUGCUCUUCCAGACAUCAAUCCGAGUGUUAGUUUGGUUGCUAGGGUUGCUCUAUUUCAGUUCCUUGCCCUUAGGGAUCUACUUACUGGUCUCUAAGAAAGUUACCCUUGGGGUUGUCUUUGUCAGCCUUGUCCCUUCGAGCCUUGUUAUUCUUAUGGUGUAUGGUUUUUGUCAAUGUGUAUGCCACGAAUUUCUAGACUGUAUGUCAUCUCCUUCAUAACAGAUGCUGCAAAAUGAGAAAUUUAAUCUGCUCCCCCACAUUUGUAGUUUAAUUCAUUUAGUUUUUUGGGCAUUCUUAUUUAUCCAUUAUUAUCAGACACAUUAAUUACAUUUUAAUGGUAUAUUUUCUCAUCUGUACCAUUUGGUUUAUUUACUAUCUUUUUUGAACACUGAUGGUAAAGUUGGAUAAUUUAACUUGGGGUUUAGGCUUUAGGAAAGAGCAGACUUGCUCAAGUAAAGCCUUUUUGGAACUCAAAGGGAACAGGAUCUACCCAGAGACAGAACAGAACAUUUCAGGCAAUGUCAUUACAUAGACAUACUGGUGGGAGUAUGGUACACCUAUGUUGUUAAAUCGUCUUCGCAAAAUCAUCACUGUUAUGUUUAUAGAAGGAAGGCAUAAGUUACUCCAAGUCAAACACUUCUGAAAUGUGCAUUCAUCGUUGACAUUUCUGUCGCAACUUUCUCAGUUCAUCCCCCUUGUAUUUCUUUUUUUCUUAAUAUCAUUUUCUAUUAUUUACCAUCCAAUUCAAGACACCUGUACACUCUUCCUAAUUCUGAAGCCUUCAGAUUCAUUUCACUGAGCUACUCUCUUCCACUUAAGAGUUCUCUUGGAAAACAAUGAAAAAUUUGAAUCACAGGAGAAUCUGACCAUUUGUUCUUAAGACACUAUUAGUCUGCAGAUUUUUUGUCCACUUUCUGCUUCUCCAAAGCUCUCUAUGAACUUCCAUCCUUCUGUAAGAAUUACUAGAAACCUUUUGGUUUUUUGCCUCAGUAUAUUUAAUCCUUGACCCCAUUACUCCUUCAACCUCCACUCCGUGUCAUGAGAAAAUAGGUUUUCUUUUCCAUUGAUUCCUAUAAGGUGAGGAGAAAGAUUGACUUACUGAACAAAAUCUGUAUUCCCUUGCCUUCUAUACCCCACGUCCUACCACUCUCAUGUCAAAGGAUGCCAACUUAUUUAAUUUUCAAUAUUUGGAGGUGAAGGAGAAUGGAGUGCUCCAACUUCUUGUAAAAAGUUGAGAACAUAAAGAUUCCGUUUUCCUGUACUGAGUAGCAAUAAAGUAGAAACGCUUUGAGGUUUACACACACACCUGCUGUGUGUCAUCUGUGGGUAGGCAUGGGGGAAGAAUAUGUAGAACUGGAAGUUAACCAAUGGUCAUAAAACUGGAGGCAGGAGUCUAUGACCAGAUUGGUUGCUAUCCCUGAUAUUCUGAAGUCAGAGCAACCUAAUUUAAGUGAGAUUGAGUUUCUAACACAAAUUAUUUCAAUUAAAGACAUGGGUUAAUGUGACCUGAGUUAAAGGACCAUUUUCCUUGAGUAGGGGAAGUUGAAUAGAUACUUCCAAGAUGUUUCGCAGAUUUUAGGUUUUGAAGUGCUCUACAGAAAUCAGAUAUUCCCAGUGGAAAAAAAAGAAACCUCUUUCAUCUCCCCACCCACCACCAUGAUAAUUAGCAUGACCAUGUUUGCAUUAUUUUGAAAGAGUAUUACUAAGAUACUACUUAUACUAGUUUGUGAUGAAAUAUUUGUUGUGAGGUGGUAGCUACAGUGGGCCCUAUUCAAAUUUCUUUAGUCAGCUAAAACAAACAGUUAUUUCCAGAAUAGCUGUAUCAUUUUAAUGAUAUAACCGUUAACUUUCAGAAUAUUUAUGCCAAGGUCAAUUUGGCCAGAAAAAAACAACAACAUAUGGAAUCUGGCCUAGUGAAUUUAUCAUGAGGUAUAUAUAAAUAAAUAAAUUUACGAAUUAUAAAAUCUAGCUUAGAUAGAGUUCAAUGUGAGUGCAACUCCCAGAAAACUGUUCCUGAAGUAAAUGUCAUGUUUAGAAGAUGUUAUGUUGGGGUUUGCACAAUUAUAAAGGUUUUUUUUAAAUGUUUAUUUGGUCUGAAGUAUAACAUCAAGUAGAUAGAUGGAGUAAUACAUUGAUAAGAUUCUAGGAAGUUCUAAAAAUGUGAACUAUCUGUUUAGAUUCUUUGUGUAAAUAAUGUGUCUGCAGUGCUCAAUUUAUGUAUCCUCAUGCAAAAUGGUGGUUUGUUUUUUUAAAAGUUGCCAGUGAGUUAACUUUGGUCCAGAAAUAAAUCUUACCAACACCUUUAAGAUCUAUUAAAUGGAUAACAAUAAUAACUUCUCCAUGUUGUUAAAUUUAAAAGAAAGGACAAUGCUUCAAUAUUAUGAUCACUGUGAUACAGUUUUGGUUUGUCAUUAAAUCAUUAUUAUUCCCAAA